AGAGAGAGACGAUGAUACGGCAUCAAUGGGGUCCUCCCUGCAAUAAUGAAUGCACGCACAAGUACUCCGCCCUUAUGCAGAUUCCAUGGCGAGUCUUUUGCAAAAAAGGAUGCGAUGCUGAUGGAGAGACAUGGGAAGAAUGCUUGGAGGAGUGCAAUGAGAUAUGUUACAAGGAUCCUGUCUUGAAGGAUCAACAAUGGAGUGCUUGCAUUGACCGUUCUCCUGGAGUUGAAAGGUACUCAGAGGAGUGCUUUCACGCUUGUGUAUCUGGCUGUGGUUACAAGUUUGACAAACCUCCAGACAUAGCUGAUAAAGUUCGCCCAAACAGGCCACCGAAGCCUCCCCCUGUACCAAAGCCAGCCUCACCACUUGUUGAAUCUAAAGCAACGGCUGAAGACAUACUUGGGACUUCCGCAUAGUCACAGACAGAGAUCUAAUUAUACAACAAUAUGAAUACCAAUAUAGUUAGCUGAAUAGUCUGCAGAAUCCUCUCACAUCAACUAACAUCUGGGUUCCCAUAUUUUUUGACGGCAAAAUGCGAACUGUGAUCCCUUUCUAUGUUAUGAUAGAUUAUUCGAUCAAUUUUUACAUUCUUACCAGACGAGUAUAAGUAUAUGUUUCACAGUGCCUUCUGUUCUUCAUGAAAAAUUUACUUCUCCAUUUGUCUUGAUCAAAGCUUCAGAAUUUGAAGAAGCCAUACAGCUAUAUAUGUUUCUGAAAAAUUUACUUCUCUAUGCUUUUGAAUUAAAGACACAGCCACCCCACUGCUUAUUAUUUUUUUUUCAUUUUUGGACGUUUAAAAA
Molecule: messenger RNA, 803 nt
Organism: Fragaria vesca subsp. vesca
Lineage: Eukaryota; Viridiplantae; Streptophyta; Magnoliopsida; Rosales; Rosaceae
Exons: 5
Coding region: 12-419 (135 amino acids)
Source: RefSeq, a predicted model, not a curated record